GUAUGUAUGUGUGUGUGUGUGCUGCCUUCAGCUCAGGCAGCGAAUCUGAACCUUACGGCGGGCCAGGUGGAGGAGCUGAGGAGGGAGAGAGAGGAGAGGAGGGUGUCUUUCUCUGCCUCAGUGGUGACAUCUGGUGCUGGAAAUACAGGACCCUAUUCAGCUGCAACUACUCUGAUCUACAGAAAUGUCAUAUCCAACAUUGGCAACGGCUACAACAAAAACACAGGGGUCUUCACAGCUCCAGUCAGAGGGGUCUACCACUUUGCUGUAUCUCUCUCAGGUUCAGGUUCUAGAGCUGCAGCAGUCCACCUUUAUAAAAAUGGAGCGCACGUUGUCAUCGCUUAUACUGCCACACAAAACAGCUUCACCAGCUCCUCUAACGGAGCUUCUCUGCUGCUGGAGGUGGGAGAUGUUGUCUAUGUGAACCUGAGGGCUCACGCGUGGGUGUAUGAUGAUAUGGAACGCUACACCACCUUCUCUGGCCACCUGCUCUUCACCAUGUGACAAGUCAGUCCUCUGGCUUUAAGGAAAUAUUGUAUCACUCGUAUUGCAAUGUUGUGUUUUGUGAUACUGUAUUGAUUCCCAAAACCAUCUGUCAGUGUUGUUUGCAGAUAAGGAAAUGUGAA
Messenger RNA from Sardina pilchardus (European sardine), 626 nucleotides. RefSeq names its product complement C1q-like protein 4. The coding region runs from base 7 to 504 and encodes 165 amino acids. The transcript has 2 exons. NCBI's taxonomy places the organism in Eukaryota, Metazoa, Chordata, Actinopteri, Clupeiformes, Clupeidae. The record is from RefSeq and is a predicted model, not a curated record. Gene Ontology annotation, molecular function: protein binding.